GCAACACUGCCGUCAACUUUGCUGAACGGAAGUACCAGUGCUGUCACGCGCCGUCAUCAAUUGUCAGAGAAAACAACUUUACCUCUCUCUUUUCCGGCCUGUAUGGUGUUUGUCUGAACACAUUUUUGUUGAGGCACACGGCAGACAACAAAUAACCCGCCAAGAUGGUGAAGGGUAAUCAUAUGAUUUCUAAUGGCCACUUCCAUAAGUACUGGCAGCGGCACAUUCGCACCUGGUUUAACCAGCCGGCUCGCAAGUUCCGCAGAAGGCAAAACCGCAUCAAGAAGGCGAAACGAGUCUUCCCCCGUCCGGCCAAGGGUCCGAUCCGCCCGAUCAUCCGUUGCCCGUCGCAGCGCUACAAUACCAAGAUCCGUGCGGGUCGUGGAUUUACCCUUGCCGAGCUGAAGGGUGCCGGACUUUCGAAGAACUUCGCACGAACCGUUGGCAUUGCGGUGGAUCCGCGCCGUCAGAACAAGUCGGUCGAAAGCCGCCAGCAGAAUGUGCAGCGUCUGAAGGAGUAUCGCAGCAAGCUGAUCCUGUUCCCGAUCCACCGCAACAAGAAGCCACGCAAGGGCGAAUCGACACCGGAGGAGUGCAAGCUGGCCAAGCAGUUGAAGAGCACGGUGAUGCCGAUCCGCAACCCACGCCCGAAGGUGACGUUGGAGCGGAUCACGGAGGAGCAGAAGAAGUUCAGCGCGUUCCAGGCACUGCAUCAGGCACGUCUGCACGCCCGAUACUUCGGUGCCCGUGCCAAGAAGGCGAAGGAUGCGGCGGAGAAUGAAAACAACCAGCCCGGCGGUGGUGGUGACAAGAAGGGCAAGAAGUAAACGCGGAUGCUCCGGGUGGUGACGAAUCCGUUUUAGCUCUUUAGUCCGACCACAACUCUUCUGUUCUCUGUUGCCGUAAGCCGGGCGAUCACCAUCAUCGUACGCUGUAGUGCACGCGUUUUUGAUCGCGCGUGCUUGCCGUGUUCCGGCAGAUGGAGGAAACAAAGCUAAUAAAUACUAUUCCCCCUUACUUGAUGAGCGAUUUUAUUGUCGAGAAAGGAGCUAAACAA
Anopheles funestus (African malaria mosquito) is the source of this 1057-nucleotide messenger RNA. RefSeq names its product 60S ribosomal protein L13 (gene RpL13). Gene Ontology annotation, cellular component: ribosome; cytosolic large ribosomal subunit. NCBI's taxonomy places the organism in Eukaryota, Metazoa, Arthropoda, Insecta, Diptera, Culicidae. The coding region runs from base 165 to 827 and encodes 220 amino acids. The transcript has 3 exons. The record is from RefSeq and is a predicted model, not a curated record. Gene Ontology annotation, biological process: translation. Gene Ontology annotation, molecular function: RNA binding; structural constituent of ribosome.